ACGCGGGGCUAUGUUAACUGGCGACCGUGAGCCGAAUGCGUCUGUGGUCGCCGUAGCUACACCAGAUGUUGAAAACGGGAAGAGAAGACGUAGCUGUCCUCAGAUAAGCCUUUUUGUUCAGGUUUUCUCUGUACAAAACAUACCUGAUACGUGUUCGGUCUCCUGUUUGAGUGUGUGGCUGACUGUCAGUCGUUGUGUUGUUGCAGGAAAAGGGAGAGCUGCUCUUCCUUUCUUUUACCGUUUACAGCGAAUUCUGGUCAUAAAGUUACAGAUUUGAAACAGGCUCAUUACAGAUCAGCCGAGAGGAGCAGGAGCUGCCUGCGGUCUCCCUCCUGCAAGCUGGUGAUUAUGCGGCCGGGACGGCGUCUGUAGCGGCUGUAACAGAUCUCAGGCCGGCUGUGGGGCGCAUUCCUCCGAGCGAGUGGUGGAAGCUUGUUGGUUCUGAUCCAUGAUGGAGGCCCGCGGGUCUUCUGCUGAGGUCCUCCUGCAGCGGCCCUGGCUCCCCGUGAGCAUCAGCGGCUGCCAGCUCCUCACCAAGAGCUGGUUUAGGGAGACGGCGUACCAUGUCCUGCUGACAGACAUGCACUGUGUGUGGGAGGAGAGGAUGGACGCAGCAUCCAUCCAGCAGAGAUCUCAGGAGCUCAACAGACGUCUGCGAGCUCCCGUCAAAGCCUUCUUCUCCCACCUGUGUGAGGUGGUUCAGCCCUGUCUGACAGGAAGUGACGGGCGGGUCGACGGCGAGGCCCAGAUUUCUCUGACGCGACAGGAAGACGGCAACAUCAGCAUGAAGCUGAAGAGCGAGCUGGCGGGGCUGCCGUUCUACUGGGAGUUUCACUGCACCCCCGCCCCCGUCACAGUGGUGUGUGCUCAGCUGGUGCGCCCCCUGCUGGCCAUGAGCCACCUGCUGCAGCGGCAGGUGGAGCAGCUCGGAGGGCUGCUGGUGAGGAAGGACGCAGAGAUCCAGGACUUCAGAGAGAACGGAGCCACGCUCAGCAGAGAGCGGCUGCAGACGGACGUUUUUGAGGAGCAAACCUACAGAGAGGACUUCAUGUCAAAGGCUCUUCCUCAGCUGUGCUCUGAACAUCAGGACGCUCUCGGCUUCAGCGACGACCUCCAACACCUGUACGCCGCCAUCGUUGCCCACGGCAACACACGGAAACGCAAACGGUCAGAGGAGGACCGGCCGCCCGCCGAGGAACCAGACCUCGCCUCGUCUCUAGGUGGAUCGAUCAGCAGUGACUCAGGUGAGGUCGGAGAGCAGAGCCCCGACACGCAGGUGACCGCAGCCGGAGCCAAGAUGGCCGACCGGCCCACAGUCAAACAGUCUCUGCGUGUCACCUCCGAGCCUGCAGAGCGACCGUCCUCCAAACCAAAGAAGAAGAAAGUCGGACUGUUCAGAUGAGCCCGAGCAGCAGGACGCAGAGAUGGCCAUUCAGAACUCCAUAGGAAAAAGUGCCGUUUUUACAUUUGAUGAAAAAUCAUCUUUUAAUAUUUUUAAACUUUUAUUCUGAAUGACUGAUUAAAUGACUGUUUGGUUUUAUUCUGUGUGUAGUUUUUCUUUAGAAAUGUCAAAUUAAAUUGUUUUUUAAUCAAUUUUGUAAAAUAAAGUCUGGAUUUUAGGAUUUUUAGAGAAGUGAAACAAGCUGUCCAUUAAAGAAUGAUAUGAAAUAUGAA
Messenger RNA from Acanthopagrus latus (yellowfin seabream), 1674 nucleotides. It is a transcript of the gene nhej1, whose product is annotated as nonhomologous end-joining factor 1. Gene Ontology annotation, biological process: double-strand break repair via nonhomologous end joining. Bases 449 to 1402 code for a protein of 317 amino acids. Gene Ontology annotation, molecular function: DNA end binding. The record is from RefSeq and is a predicted model, not a curated record. Gene Ontology annotation, cellular component: nucleus; DNA ligase IV complex. The transcript has 9 exons. NCBI's taxonomy places the organism in Eukaryota, Metazoa, Chordata, Actinopteri, Spariformes, Sparidae.